Molecule: messenger RNA, 477 nt
Organism: Eimeria necatrix
Lineage: Eukaryota; Apicomplexa; Conoidasida; Eucoccidiorida; Eimeriidae
Exons: 1
Source: RefSeq, a predicted model, not a curated record
AUGGGGGACCUGGACUUCGACACGGUGUUGAAUUUGAUGGAGAAGACGGAGAAGGAGGGCGCGAAGGCUUCGCCGCCCUCGGAGGCCUCGCCAGUGAGCAACGGGGCGCUGCGGGCGGCCAAGUCCGGCGGCGCCGCCCGCCGGGCCUCCCCAGACUCCCAGGGGGCCCCUGAAGGCCGCAGCCGGCGAGCGGGGCGGGAGCGAAGCCCCGAAGAAGGCCGCAGCAGACAGGGGGAGGGCAGCCCGGAGUCGCGGCGGGGGGGCCCCCGGGGGGAGAGCCCGGAGUCGCGGCGGGGGGGCCCCCGGGGGGAGAGCCCGGAGGGCCGUCGGGGGCGGGGCGAGAGCCCGGGGCCCCGGCGGGCGUCGCGGGGCGGCGGCAACGACAGAGAAAGCCCCGAGGCGCGCCGGGGGGGGCCCCGCGGGGACAGCUCCGAGGGGCGCAGGGGCCCCCGCGGGCAAAGCCCCGAGGCCCGGAGG